AUGCUUACACCAAAGAUAGAAUGUUUAUACAAGCCAUCCUUUAGUAAAGGCAUUCUUAGAACAGCAGGUCUGUUUUUUGUCUCUGGAUAUGCAGCAGGAGCCAUGUUUGGUGCAAUUGCAUUCAGCAAGCGGAACUAUGGGCAGUUUGUUGCAAACAGGAUGUGCUUGUGUGGACUUGUAGCGCAGUUUGUGAGAAGGGCUGUAUAUGCAAUUGCUGUGCGAACAGAUUGA
This is a messenger RNA of Ordospora colligata OC4, 231 nucleotides long. RefSeq lists its product as uncharacterized. Lineage: Eukaryota; Fungi; Microsporidia; Ordosporidae. The transcript has a single exon. The record is from RefSeq and is a predicted model, not a curated record. Bases 1 to 231 code for a protein of 76 amino acids.